AUGCUUCAUCUAGUUUUGAUCUGUGGUGGUACAGACUGGGCGACGAACGGCCGGAAAGAUCGUGUAUCAAACAAGAUGUCCUCUGACUUGACGACGCCUCAUAUCUUGAGGUCUUUGUGUAAUGUCAAGGUUAGCAAAGUCAUCACCGGACCCUCUGCCAACUAUGCUAUCGUCCUAGACAUCUACGGCGCUGCCUACCUCUUCGGCCGACUUCCCGCCCUUGCCAAAGACCCCAGCGGGGUUGUCUCCGAGAACGAGCCCAUCAAGAUCUCGCCUUCCUCCGUUGGCCUGCCCACAGACGCUAAAUGGGUAGGAGGCGCAGCUGGUAGGAGUCACCUCCUGCUGGUAGAUAGUGAGGGUGGUGCAUGGGGCUGCGGGAACAAUGUGCUCGGACAAGUCGGGGUGGCUCAAUGUAAUGUGGUGGAGAAACUUACCAAGAUCGGUGGCGCGUGGACCAAGGACAAGGACAACAAGGUCGUUCAAGUCACUGCUGGCCACACCUUCUCCUUGUUCCUUACUUCCAACGGUCAAGUCUACGCCUCUGGUUCCAGUGAAAAUGGACAGCUCGGUAACGGCAAGACGGGAGAACGCUUGGUCAAAGCUGGCAAGAUUGCUUAUGAUGUCGAGGUUCCUCCUCGCCUGGUGUCCGGCCUCGACAAGCACAAGGUCGUAGAGAUCGCUUCCGGUAACCAGCAUUCUCUUGCUUUGGAUGAAGAAGGCUAUGUCUACGCCUGGGGCUAUGCAGGGUACUCUAGACUGGGUUUGUCAGAUCAAAAGGACCGCCUCUCCCCGACGCUUGUGCCUCAAUUUGCUGGUAACAACAUUGCUACUCGAGCGAAGUCUGUUGCUUGUGGACCUACGAGCUCGACUGUUGUCGACAAACAGGAGAUGCUUCUCAUGGCGGGCAAGUGGAGGCUUACUGGUGAUGGCUCUACGGGGCAACCGUAUACCAGAUUCAAUCGACCCUUACUAAUUAUUGCUCUAGUCAUGUCAUGUAAGGUCAUCAGGGUGUCGUCCGGAGGAGUUACACACUUCAUGACCACGGCCGACCCUGAAGGCGGAGUGAUGACUGUUGGAUUUGGACAAGGUGUCCUCUAUGGCGAGCUUGGGUUGGGUUCCGAGUCCGGAAAGAGCGCUUCCAAGCCGGUCAAGAUUGAACCUUUGGGUGGUAUCAACGUCAUCGAUGUUGCCGGAGGCGCUUUCUUCUCCUUAUUCUUGGCUGUGCCCAGUCAGGAGGUUUCCGAACUCGACCGUUACCCCGAGCAUAUCCCUUCUGCGACCCUCUGUCUCGUGUGCCAGACUGACCGAAAGGGUGACCCUCCUCUAGAGUGCGAACGAUGCGACCAACCGUACCAUAUCGACUGCCUCACUCCCGCGCUUCCUGCUAUCCCCGAGGGCGAGUGGUUCUGCCCCGACUGUGAGGCCGAGACCGACGCGGGACCCGAAGAGCCGUUCGUUCCCGCGUUGGGUACCAAGAAGGGGGCAAAGAAGGCGGCAGGCAAGGGGGGUGGCAAGGUGGCGGAGGUGGGGACGCCUGCUGCGAAGGGCGGGAAAAAGAGGGGCGCAGAUUCGGCGCCUUCGACUGGUAAGCUUCAUUUGAAGUGUUCAAUGGCAUAA
This is a messenger RNA of Cryptococcus wingfieldii CBS 7118, 1617 nucleotides long. RefSeq lists its product as hypothetical. The record is from RefSeq and is a predicted model, not a curated record. Bases 1 to 1617 code for a protein of 538 amino acids. The transcript is spliced from 12 exons. Lineage: Eukaryota; Fungi; Basidiomycota; Tremellomycetes; Tremellales; Cryptococcaceae.